AUGAACGAUAGGAUUAGAAACAUUGCCCGUGAUGGACAUAAUUACAGAAGAUCGAGACUUGCUCGAGGAUUGGUCAGAAAAAAUAAUGGUGCAUUCCUCCGACCUGCAACCAAUAUGCUAAAGAUGAGGUAUGACUGCAAUUUGGAAACGUCUGCGAAAGAAGUCGCGGAUAAAUGUACUACAAGUGGAUCUACGCUUCCUCCUCAAGUGAAGGAAAACAUUCAUCGUAUUCAUAAGAGCAGUGCACGCUUCCGUACUGAUGCCAUGAAAGAGGCAAUCAAAUUCUGGUGGGGCCAGGUGAGGCGCGUUCAUGGCAUCGGAAUGAAGGCCAUCUUCAGAUCAUGGCACGAAUACAGCACCAUUAGAUACUUUACCCUGGUGAGAAGCUUUAAUAGUAACGUCUUAAACGAGAGAAUUGACGCAACCCUG
Molecule: messenger RNA, 429 nt
Organism: Ostertagia ostertagi
Lineage: Eukaryota; Metazoa; Nematoda; Chromadorea; Rhabditida; Trichostrongylidae
Source: the annotation of a GenBank genome assembly